AUGGAAAAUAUCAAUAAUGUCACAGAAUUUAUAUUGUUGGGACUUUCCCAGAACAAGAAAAUUAAAAACUUGUGCUUUCUAUUAUUCUUAUUUUGUUACAUGGCUAUUUGGAUGGGAAAUACACUAAUAAUGAUUUCAAUCACAUGCAGUCAGCUGAGGGACCAACCCAUGUAUUUCUUCCUUAAUUAUCUUGCUCUCUCAGACCUUUGCUAUACCUCCACAGUGACACCCAAGCUAAUCACCGACUUGCUGGCAGAAAGGAACGUGAUUUCAUAUAACAACUGCAUGGCCCAGCUCUUUACCAUGCACUUCUUUGGGGGCAUUGAGGUCUUCAUCCUCACGGUGAUGGCCUAUGACCGCUAUGUGGCCAUCUGCAAACCCUUGCACUACACCAGCAUCAUGAGCAGGCAGAGGUGCAAUGCUCUGGUCACUGCUUGCUGUGCUGGGGCAUUUCUACAUUCCUUUGUUCAGUGCCUCCUCACUGUCAAUCUACCUUUCUGUGGCCCCAAUGAAAUUGACCAUUAUUUCUGUGAUGUGUACCCUUUGCUGAAACUGGCCUGCACUGACACACACACAGUUGGAAUCCUGGUGGUGGCCAACUCAGGUAUGAUGGGUUUGGUGACCUUUGUGGUUUUGAUGCUGUCUUACUUUUUGAUAUUAUGGACCAUCAGGGCUUACCCCGCAGAGAGCCGCAGCAAGGCUCUUUCCACUUGCAGUUCCCACUUGAUGGUUGUGGUUUUGUUCUUUGUGCCUGUCCUCUUCAUCUACAUUAGACCAGCCACCACUUCUCCAGUAGACAAAGUGUUUGCUCUUUUCUACACCAUCAUCGCUCCCAUGUUUAACCCUCUGAUCUACACGCUGAGAAACGUGGAGAUGAAGAAUGCCCUGAGGAAAGUUUGGUGCCAGAAACCACUUUGGAUUGGGAAGCAUUUCAUCUGA
Ictidomys tridecemlineatus (thirteen-lined ground squirrel) is the source of this 939-nucleotide messenger RNA. The record is from RefSeq and is a predicted model, not a curated record. NCBI's taxonomy places the organism in Eukaryota, Metazoa, Chordata, Mammalia, Rodentia, Sciuridae.